GCUGUUCUCUUUCAUCUGAAGCUGCUGAUGAUGAAGGUGUUUCGCUGUCCGGCCCGUCACGGCUACGCUGUGGAAGUGUCUCCGUUCAUCCCCAACAGAGUGGCCUGCGCCGCCUCACAGCACUACGGCAUCGCAGGUCGUGGCUCCCUGCUGGUCCUGGAGGAGACGGAGACGGGAGUCUCUUUAGUCAGAAGCUGGCAGUGGGGUGACGGUCUGUUCGACGUAUCGUGGAGCGAAGCCAACGAGCACGUCUUGGUCGCCGGCGGCGGGGACGGUAGCCUGCAGCUGUGGGACACAGCCAAUCACAACGCUCCGCUCAGAGUGGCCAAAGAACACACACAAGAGGUGUAUUCUGUAGACUGGAGUCAGACCAGAGGAGAGAACCUCAUCGUCUCCGGCUCCUGGGAUCAAACCGCUAAAGUGUGGGACCCCGCUCUCAGCCAGUCGUUGACCACGCUCAGGGGUCAUGAAGGGGUCAUCUACAGCACCAUUUGGUCGCCUCACAUCCCAGGAUGCUUUGCUUCAGCCUCGGACUCACGAAGAAAACCUGCUUUUUGA
Molecule: messenger RNA, 558 nt
Organism: Cottoperca gobio
Lineage: Eukaryota; Metazoa; Chordata; Actinopteri; Perciformes; Bovichtidae
Product: peroxisomal targeting signal 2 receptor-like
Exons: 7
Coding region: 28-558 (176 amino acids)
Biological process (GO): protein import into peroxisome matrix
Cellular component (GO): cytosol; peroxisomal matrix
Molecular function (GO): protein binding
Source: RefSeq, a predicted model, not a curated record